AUUAGCACACAUAUAUUAAAUAUGCAACUAUUCUAUCUCUUUUUUUAUUGGAUAUGAUGCCUGUGGUUAUUUUUUUAUGUCAAUUAUGAAAAUAAAAUUAGCAAUGCAAGACCUGGAACAAUUAAGAGGCACAGGGGAGCCAUCUUGUUCAUCAGGUCAAAGGCAAGAGGUACGAUGGUAUAUUUGUUUUAGUUAAUGAUUUACAUUGAUUACGUAUUUCUCAUGUUAUUGACUAUUGCAAUUUCUUAUUAUUAUUCAAUUUAAGAGAGAAAUGUACUUCGUAUUCAUGAAUCAACUCAAGCCCUAGUAAAAUGGAAGAUCGAUCAACGACAGAUACCUCUAAUUCAAAAGACCGGGUUGAGCCCAUUGAUGGAUGUUAGAGUAUCGCAUAUCGAUUGCAAUCUAGUGAGGGCAUUUAUAGGGAAAUGGUGCAAGGACACGAAUAUUGCAUUUAUAAGCAUUGGUGAAAUGACUCCAACACUAUACGAUGUGUGGCAGAUAUAAAGGAUACCCGUGACAGGUGAGCUUGUAACCGGCAUCAGACCUGAAGAUUAUGUUUCGUUCGUCAAGGAGUAUCUGGGAGAUUGCCUUAAAGAAGUCACCUCGAUGCGUCUCAAAUAUACAUGGUUGAGGAGUCGAUUCACCCAACUAACAAAAAAGCUGACCAAAUUACAACUCAAGCAACACACACAAGCAUAUCUCAUUUAUUUAGUCGGCACAACUAUAUUUGUCGACUCAUCUAAAGGAUCGACACUUUCAAUAUACUUGCAAUUGUUUCGAGAUUUUGAUGAGGCAAGGAAGUAUGGAUGGGGUGAUGUGGCGCUUGCUUUUUUGUAUCAUUCGUUGUCUAAAGUCAUCAGUGGGGAAAAUAAUCAUUUUAGUGGAUUAGUGACCUUACUACAGGUAUUUCUCUCUCUUUAUUAUUUAAUUUCAGAAUAUUACAAUUUCUCACUAUCUUUGAUUUCUUACUUUUUACUUCUUCUACAAUGUUGGAUCUAUGAGCAUUUUCGAGCUCUAGCCACCAAGCCCACAUCGGUCAUAAGCCUAGAAAUGCCUAAGGCUUGCAUAUGGAAGAAACAAGCGCACCACAAAAACAUCUCAUUUGAUAGCAUCUCGUUUGAUAUGGUGACUUGGCAACCAUAUGAGGAGUUAUAUGAAAUUGCAGAGUACUUUAUCUGUCAAUCAUGCCUCAUCAGUUUCAACAUUGUAGAGUACUCUAUGUCAGAUCGUGUGUUGCAACAAUUUGGGAAGUUGCAAGAUAUUCCUGUUAGGCCAUCCAAGUUGGAUAGGAGAGAGAAGGUCGGUUUACACUCCACAAAUUGGACUGUAGAAUCGGGUAAGCAGAUAAAAGAUUGGAAAGCACGUGAGCGUAAUGUUGUUAAGGUAGUCGUAGAUAAAUCUGGUGGAGUACCUACAGCAGAGUAUAUGGCCUGGUACAACAUGUUUUUACAAGGAAGAAAAACCCCAUUUCGCCCCUCGUCGCAGUCGCAAUCUAAUGUACAAACUGCCGCAGGCUAAUCACAAAGACAGGUGUCGAGGAGACAACGCAGACUAUGGGUGGAGAAGUGCUAAGUGAAAGUGAAAGAGAAGAAGAGGAUGAUGAUGGAGAAGAAGACGAUGAUGACAGA
Molecule: messenger RNA, 1628 nt
Organism: Amborella trichopoda
Lineage: Eukaryota; Viridiplantae; Streptophyta; Magnoliopsida; Amborellales; Amborellaceae
Source: RefSeq, a predicted model, not a curated record